Messenger RNA from Setaria italica (foxtail millet), 1427 nucleotides. RefSeq lists its product as uncharacterized. The transcript is spliced from 2 exons. Gene Ontology annotation, molecular function: protein binding. The record is from RefSeq and is a predicted model, not a curated record. The coding region runs from base 44 to 1285 and encodes 413 amino acids. NCBI's taxonomy places the organism in Eukaryota, Viridiplantae, Streptophyta, Magnoliopsida, Poales, Poaceae.
GGCCAGAGAACGGCGGCAGGCCGGCUGCGACGUUCCGCGUCUGAUGCACGAACUGGACCGCGAUCCAGAGAGGAGGGACUGGACCAAGCUUCCACCGGACCUUGCCGCAUACAUCGCCGGCCGGCUGCUCGGCAUCGACUUGACGGAGUACAUCCGAUUCCGCUCGGUGUGCAAGCCGUGGCGGCAGUCGACGGAGGACCCGCGCGGCCUGCACAGCCGCUUCAUCCCCCGCAACUGGGUCGUGCUCAUUAACUACCUAGAUUGUUUUCGCCGUAACUACGGCGACCGCAAGUACCGGCUGCUCAACGUCGCCACGGGCGCCUCCCUCACCCACGCUGAAUUCCCGGAGCUCUCCGGUCACCACGCGGUGGCCUACGCCGAGGGCCUACUUGUCCUGUGGAGCAAGACUACCUCCGCCAUCCGCCUCCUCAACCCGCUCACGCACGCGGUCGCCGACCUCCCGGCCCCGGACUUCUCCAUCUUGGGCGAGGCGGCGUCCACGGCCGUGCUGGACAGCGACUACCGCUUCAGGGGUUUCGGCGUGAUCAAUGGUGGUGCCGGCGCGGCGGGGGCCUCCGCGCCCACCAUGGUAAUUUUCAUGGAUGGAGUGAUCCCGAUGAUCGCCUGCAUCCGGCCCGGGGAGCCGCGCUGGGCUCUCGUCGACACGAGCGAGCUCGACGGCUGCACGGCCAACGUCUCUUUCAGCUCCGCGCUCUCUAUCCGCGGGCGCUUCUACAUUACGACGUCCACCGGGGACGUGCUUGCCGUGGAGCUCCACCCGGAGCCCCGGCUGGUGUACGUUAUCAAGCAGACAACAACAGCCGCCACGAGGCCCACGACGACCACCGCGCCUCCGGCCAUGAGGCCCUUCUUUGAGUUCUUUCUUGCCCCAUCUAGCAACGAAGACCACGCCGGGAUGCUCAUGGUGCGCGCCAGCAGAGACCGUCGACAAGUCGAGGUGUUCGAGGUGGACGUCGACGCGGGAAAGCUCGUUCCAACCAGCACCGUGGGCACUGACCGGGCGGUGUUCAUCGGUUCAGCUCGGGCGCUGUCCAUCUCCACCAGGCUGUUUCCUUCGAUCGCUGCCAAUGCUGUUUACUUCUGCAUUGGAAAUAGGUCGACGGAGCUUCUGUUUUACAUUGUCCACCUCGAUAAUGGACGGGGUGAGCCGGCGCACGUCCCGUACUCCGACCAGGGGCAGGCGGUAGGGCCUUUCGUAGACCCAUGCAACCUCGACGUCUAUCUGGCUUUCUGCGUAGAUGCUGUGCAGGUCCUAGCAAUGUAAACUGUGUCGUAUAGGAUGAACACCAUUAAGCUAUCGUCGUUACACUUAGCUGUAGCAUUUGUAAUCAAUUCUCGUAUGGACGAAGAGGGUAUCACAGUUCACAAGCAACAGAUCGACGAACGAUGAUUUCUUACAAGUUUCA